Molecule: messenger RNA, 941 nt
Organism: Aphidius gifuensis
Lineage: Eukaryota; Metazoa; Arthropoda; Insecta; Hymenoptera; Braconidae
Product: NIF3-like protein 1
Exons: 4
Coding region: 1-870 (289 amino acids)
Cellular component (GO): mitochondrion; cytoplasm
Source: RefSeq, a predicted model, not a curated record
AUGUUUACAAGUAAAAUAUUUAAUAAUUUAAAAACUUGUAAUCAUUUUUUUAAAAAAAAUAUGUCAAGUAAUAAUGGAUUAUCGUUGGAACGAGUUGUCAAGUCAUUAAAUGAUUAUGCUGAUUUAUCAUUGGCUGGAAGUUGGGAUAAUGUUGGACUUUUAAUUCAACCAACAGUACAAAAAAAUAUUAAAAAUAUUUUAUUAACAAAUGAUUUAACUGAAAAUGUUAUGAAAGAAGCUGUUGAUUUUGAUACUGAUCUCAUUAUAUCUUAUCAUCCACCAAUUUUUUCACCACUUAAAAGAAUCACAAAUAAUUCAUGGAAGGAAAGAAUUGUUGCAAAAUGCUUGGAAAAUAAAAUUGCAUUAUACUCACCACAUACAAGUUUCGAUUCGAUAAAAGGAGGAGUUAAUGAUUGGCUAGCAAAUGCAUUUGAUAUUAAAACAAGUGAACCAAUUGAACGUUCAACAAGUAAUCCAGAAAAUGGUAUGGGAAGAAUUUGCACAAUCAAUGGAAGUUUAACACCUGAAGAAGCUGUUGAACUUGUUAAAAAACGUGUUAAUUUAAAACACGUUAGAUUAGCACUUGCUCAACCUUCUGGAAAAAUGAUAAAUACUGUUGCUGUUUGUGCUGGUUCUGGUGCAUCAGUAUUAAAAAAUAUUGAUGCUGAUUUAUUUGUCACUGGUGAAAUGCUUCAUCAUGAUAUUCUUGAUGCUGUACACAAAGGAACAACAGUUAUAUUGACAAAUCAUUCGGAUAGUGAGCGUGGAUUUUUAACUGAAUUUUCAAAAAUACUUAAAACAACAUUAGACAAUGAUUCUAUUAAUAUUAUUGUAUCAAAAACUGAUGUUGAUCCAUUGAUAACAGUUUAAAUGAUCAAUAAAAACAUCAAUUUUUCAUUUAAAUUAAAAAUAAAAAAUACUUUUUGUAUAUCUAAAAAUUA